Molecule: messenger RNA, 672 nt
Organism: Brassica oleracea var. oleracea
Lineage: Eukaryota; Viridiplantae; Streptophyta; Magnoliopsida; Brassicales; Brassicaceae
Exons: 2
Coding region: 1-651 (216 amino acids)
Biological process (GO): signal transduction
Source: RefSeq, a predicted model, not a curated record
AUGCAACGUUUGGUAGCAUCUUGUUCAAAACUCGCAAACACAAGAUACGUAAGAAACCCAUCCCUACCUAACCCAAACCUGUGUGAUGUUUUCAUCAGUCAUCGCAGGAUCGACACCAAGAAGACAAUUUCAGGUCUAUUACAUGAUCAUUUCACUAGACUACAUUUAAAUUCUUUUCUGGAUAGCAAGAGUUUAAAGCCUGGGGAUAGACUUCUCUUUGAGGUCAAUGCAGCGAUAAGAGAAUGCAGUGUUGGUAUCGCGGUUUUCUCUCCUCGUUACUGCGACUCUUACUUCUGUCUCCAUGAACUCAUGAGGCUCAUGGAGAACAAGAAGAGAAUCAUCCCAAUCUUUUGCAAUGUCAAGCCAUCGGAACUCUGCGUUAAGAAUGACCGCACACGUCCGGCUGCCGAGAUCCGGAGGCUUCAAUUGGCUCUCGAGGAAGCAAAAUACACCGUAGGACUCACGUUUGACACAUCUAAUGGAGACUGGUCAGAGUUCUUGACUAUGGCAUCGGAUGCAGUCAUCGAUAAUUUGUUAGAUGUUGAACAGGGGAGACUAAGGAGCAUCAACCCCCACGUACAAGAACAUAUCUGCGUAGGUCAAUCAAUACAACAAUCAAUAAUAAAGCGUGUCUUAUCUUCCUUUUAUUAACUUAAUUUAAUUUAAUUUGAU